GCCAGUCUCAAGUUCUCAACUUUGGGCGGCGAAUCGUUUCCGGCGAAUGAAUGACUCACGGCUAGUUGACGGACCUGAAAUUUGAAUGUUCGGUGAUAUUGUUAUUGUUACGUAACAGUGGGGAUGUGAUACAAGACUUGGACGCUUGUCUUCGAAAUUCUGCUAGUGCUUCGAAACAGUUGUGAGUCAGCGAAUGCGACAAAUUAAUGAUAAUAGAAGAUCCAUGCUGUGAACUGUGAUCAGUGAUUCUGAUCUGAAUGUGAAUACGGAUCAGCUGUAAAGUGGGGUAUUUACUUAUUUGCCUUGUAAAUUGGAUUGUUUGGAUCGGGACAGUGGACUUGUUGUGUUACUCAGUUACUAAGUCAUACUAACGACGUGAGCCUGUUCAUUUUUGCUCCUGCUUCGUUCAUUUUGCAAGACAACACGAGUUUCCAUAAUGGAGAUCCACAAAGAUUCCCGCACUGAACCCAAUUCUCUGGGACUUGAGACCAGUAAAACUUCUGCUCAGGGAACAAGAAGAUCUUUUCUAAUUUUUGGUUUGAUUUUUCUUCUGGCACUUUUGUGUAUGGCUGGUGUGUAUCUCAGUUUUCCUUCCCUUGAGCCGCAUGAACGAGCCGUGUUCAGAUUACCGAAAACGAUUGACGAUGCUAAAGCCCUCGGUGAAGUGCUCUAUCGUUACAAGGCGAAAUAUUUCUAUCAAGUAUUUGGUGGAUUCUUUUUGACAUAUAUUUUUCUACAGUCAUUCGCCAUCCCUGGAUCGAUUUUUUUGAGCAUUUUAUCCGGAUUUUUGUUUCCGUUUCCUGUAGCACUGUUAACAGUUUGCACGUGCUCGGCCAUCGGUGCCAGUUGUUGUUAUCUUCUUUCUUUGAUGGCGGGGAAGCCGUUGUUGCUGAAAUAUUUCCCCGAACGUGUCCAGGAUUGGACCAGACAGGUGGAUAAGCACCGUGACAGCCUGCUGAAUUACAUCAUUUUCCUGCGUAUCACGCCUUUUCUCCCAAACUGGUUUAUCAAUUUAGCCUCACCGGUGAUCGGUGUGCCACUGAAACAGUUUUUUCUGGGAACAUUUCUCGGCGUGGCACCGCCUUCCUUUAUUGCCGUGCAAGCAGGAACAACAUUGCACCAGCUGUCAUCCUCCGGCGACGCCUUUUCCUGGACGUCCAUAUGUCUGUUGGCGGUAUUUGCUGUGGUUUCCCUGCUUCCGGUGAUCUUCAAGCGGCAGUUGAUAAAGAAAUUCAACUGACGUCUGACGAUAUUGUAACUACUGGUAGUUUCGACUUUUGAGAUCUGCUCAUGUGAUAAGUCUUCGGGUAUUAUUUAUUAGGUAACAGGCGCAUGUUUUACAGUCAGUACCGAGUUGUUUUUCUGGAUGGUUGUAGUAGUUAUGUUGGAGAUUUUGCCUACCGGUACGCUUGUUCAUAAACUUCAUCUUUGGUCGAUUGUGUAAAUCACGACCACCGGCCGCACGAAACCGUGUUUUCGCUAUCGGUUUCUUUAAUUUUAUGUCCAAUUAUUCACUGAAGCUGAAGAAUGAUAUUUCACGCGUA
Paramacrobiotus metropolitanus is the source of this 1544-nucleotide messenger RNA. Its product is annotated as transmembrane protein 41B-like. The transcript is spliced from 7 exons. Gene Ontology annotation, cellular component: endoplasmic reticulum membrane. The coding region runs from base 437 to 1240 and encodes 267 amino acids. The record is from RefSeq and is a predicted model, not a curated record. NCBI's taxonomy places the organism in Eukaryota, Metazoa, Tardigrada, Eutardigrada, Parachela, Macrobiotidae.